This is a messenger RNA of Haemonchus placei, 132 nucleotides long. Lineage: Eukaryota; Metazoa; Nematoda; Chromadorea; Rhabditida; Trichostrongylidae. The record is from the annotation of a GenBank genome assembly.
UUGAGGAUCGAGAUCAGGUUUGCUUUGAUCAAUUUCCCAGUCAUAUGGGAAUUCUUUGAGUUCGUUAGAAGUGAGUGCAUCUCGCAAAAGUCCACGAAUUAUCGCAUAAUUCGGUUUGUCAUAGUAUCGUAA